AUGGUGAAGUUUACAGGAGGAACAACUGUUUCUGAUGUCAACAAACAUGAGAUACAGCCAAAGCAACACACGUUUACGAGUUUUGCUGAUAUUAUAACCGAGAAAACUCAGAAAGAUAUGCUUAUUGACAUUAUUGGUAUCGUUGAAAGUAUCGGGUAUGCUCAGAAACAUGGCGGAAGUAAGAAAUUACAGGUUAAUUUGGUCCUAAGGGAUGCAACCAACAAUACAAUUAAUUGCACCCUUUGGGAGACUUAUGCUGCUCAAUUCUUCAAGUUUGACGAAGAACGGGUCAAUACGUCCGCGCCAACUGUUCUUUUGCUUCGAUAUGCAAAAGUUAAAGAAGAAGGACAGUAUCCGCUUUCGGUUACAAACACCUUCCAUGUUACGAAACUACAUAUCAACGCAGAUUUGCCAGCAGUGAAACAUUUCGUUGAAAGUAUACCUAAGGACACUUUGAGCGCGGUCUCUAGCCAGCUUAGCCUAAAUUCACAGAACCUCUCCCGCUCCACAAAUUCUGACAAUUCUAGACAAACUCCAAUGCAGAGAUUGUUGUCUGGUGCUUUGGCUCUGCCUCUCAGUGAAAUCAAGAAACUGAAACAGGUCUCUUUCUGCGCUACUGUUGUUGAAACCAAAAAACUUAUCGCCUCUUCCUUUGGCUGGUGUUACCGAGCAUGCCAUUCAUGUCCUAAAGCUGCUCGUGGUGAUGAACCUCCUUUCAUAUGCGAUAACAAGCAUAAAACUGAGGCCGAAAUCUUUAGGUAUAAAAUUGAAAUAGAGGCUGUGCAUUUAGGCGUACCUUGCAAAUUCAUAUUUUGGGACCGGGAAUGUACGGAUAUCUUGGAAAUAUCUGCUGCUCAAAUGCGGGAUACAAUGAUACAGGCUGGAAUCACUGAUCCUCUGGAGUUCCCAUUAGCUCUUGAUAAGAUGCUUGACUUGGAGCUGGCUUUUAGAGUUACAUGGCAGCCAAGCUGGGACUCUUGCUCCGUUGUUAUGUUCAUUAAAGAUAAACCCUUCGUCGAACAAUUAAAGGCUCCGUGGAAACAUACCCAGAUUAAGGAGAGCGUCGAUGAAGCAAAAACUAAUGUUGCAGAAGAGUAUGAAAUUGUUACGGAUGUAGAAAUUACAUCCAAGCAUAAUCCUGAUCCGGUCACACCUACUGCAAAACGGCAUAUUGGUGAUGGCUCGAACGAAUCAACUACCGUGCCUGGAUGUGCGACGGAGAGCUGUCAUCAACAAAACUGA
Molecule: messenger RNA, 1242 nt
Organism: Vicia villosa (hairy vetch)
Lineage: Eukaryota; Viridiplantae; Streptophyta; Magnoliopsida; Fabales; Fabaceae
Exons: 10
Coding region: 1-1242 (413 amino acids)
Source: RefSeq, a predicted model, not a curated record